Molecule: messenger RNA, 948 nt
Organism: Hippopotamus amphibius kiboko
Lineage: Eukaryota; Metazoa; Chordata; Mammalia; Artiodactyla; Hippopotamidae
Product: olfactory receptor 2A12-like
Exons: 1
Coding region: 1-948 (315 amino acids)
Biological process (GO): G protein-coupled receptor signaling pathway
Cellular component (GO): membrane
Molecular function (GO): G protein-coupled receptor activity; olfactory receptor activity
Source: RefSeq, a predicted model, not a curated record
AUGUGGAUGCCUCCAGGGCAGAACCAAAGCUGGGUUUCUGAAUUUAUCCUGCUUGGCUUCUCCAGUGACCCCACGACAAACAGGAUCUUCUUCAUUGCCUUCCUUCUCCUUUACCUGAGCUCAGUCCUUGGCAAUGGGCUCAUCGUCACCCUGAUAUGCCUGGAUAUGCAUCUCCACACUCCCAUGUACAUCUUCCUCUGUAUCCUCUCCCUGCUGGAUAUAGGCUCUGUCACCACCACCAUGCCCCUGAUGUUUGUGCAUCUUCUCACUCAAUCUCAGACCAUCUCCUUUGCUGGCUGUUGGCUACAAAUGUAUGUGUUUAGUGCCCUGGGCCUGUGUGAGUGCAUUGUCUUUGUAGUCAUGGCUUAUGACCGAUUCGUGGCCAUCUGUUACCCACUGCGUUAUACUGUGAUCCUUAGCUGGGGCCUGUGCACACGGCUGUCAGCUGGGACCUGUGCCUGUGGUUUCUUCUUCUCUCUGAUCCAUACUUUUCUCACCAUGAGGCUGCCAUACUGUGGGCCCAACAUGGUCAACCACUACUUCUGUGAGGGUCCCUCAGUGCGAAGCUUGGCUUGCAUGGAUACCCACCUCAUUGAGAUGGUGGACUUGGUCAUCAGUGUCUUCAUGGUUGUUGCCCCACUCUCCCUCAUUGUGGCCUCCUACAUCCGUAUUGUCCAGGCCAUUCUCAAGGUCAAGUCCAUACAAGCCUGCUGCAAGGCUUUUUCCACCUGUGCUUCCCAUCUGACCAUGGUCACAUUCUUCUAUGGUCCAGCCACCUACAUCUACAUGAGGCUUAAUUCAAGCUAUUCCCCUGAGCACGACAAGCAUAUUUCACUCUUCUAUAAUGUCUUCACUGCUCUGCUUAACCCUGUGGUCUACAGUGUGAGGAACAAGGAUGUUAAGAGGGCUUUUCUCAAAGUGAUGGGGAGGGGUAGAGGAGCCUGGUGA